Messenger RNA from Suillus fuscotomentosus, 1480 nucleotides. RefSeq lists its product as uncharacterized. The record is from RefSeq and is a predicted model, not a curated record. Bases 300 to 1112 code for a protein of 270 amino acids. The transcript has 16 exons. NCBI's taxonomy places the organism in Eukaryota, Fungi, Basidiomycota, Agaricomycetes, Boletales, Suillaceae.
AGAAUCACUCGAUCAAUAUCGUCAAGACAAGGCGACCCUUGCUGCAUUGACAGGCACCCCUUUUUUUUUUAUGUCCGACUCCUGUUUAUCGGGAGAAACAUCCUUCUUAAGAGCGCGGUAAAUGUGGGACCUAGAUGGCGGGAUUGAAGGAUCUGGCCAAUUGAAGAAGGAAUCGAUCGUCUUGUACGUGCAAAUGCAAAUGAUGAAACUUAUCAAGGAAUGGUUAGUGCCCGGGGUCGGGGAGUUAUCACCGGAAAAUUAAUAUUUACGGAUCGCCCAUCAUUAGUUCGUGUGAGAACAUGGGUGUAAUGGCCUCGCAGAUUUCCGUAUAUCAUCUCUUAUAUCGAUCAGCUAUAGCGAUGUUAUGCGUCGGCAUGAGUUCUUCAUGGCAAGAGACUCAAGUUGACACGCUCCCAGGCUUCAACUACAUAUAUGUUGCACUCAUGACGCUUUGGGUGUAUGACUACAUACUGUGCCUGCCCGAUACGGUCAACUUUCUCGCCAAUUCUCGAUGGGGACUCAGCACAUUUCUGUAUCUAACUUGCAGCCACUUGCCACUUGUCUUCAUGUUAUUGAAUAUGCUUGUGGUUUUUCAGCCUGAUGCCCCGCUUCAUCUUUGCCGCUCUUAUAAUAUCGCUAAUACCUAUAUAGGGAUAAUGACGAUGACUUGUGCUGAGUGCAUCUUCGUGGUCAGGGCAUAUGCAGUAUGGGAACGGGAGAGAUGGUUCGCGGCGUUGGAGACUUUUGCAGUUGUUGCCUAUUUAGUGCCAAUUACUGUCAGCAUGCAACAGUUUAACUCGAGAGUCUCAGAGCCAUGCUGGAUCCCUGGCGUUACCGGAUAUCUGGAUACGGAGACAAGCACCAGAAUAUAUGUAGCGUUUGGCUUGCUGGCUAUGGCUGAGCUGCAAACAUUAUUACUUCUGUGGUAUCGCGUCAAAGGUCUUGGUGGCUGGGGCAUGGACAACCGCCUUAUGCGUGGUCUCAUGAAAGAUAAUCUGCUGUACUGUAGCUGCGGCUUUGCUUUUGCUGUCAGCGUCAUUGUCAGCACAGUUUUCUUUCCAUUUACAGUUGGACACAUGCUUUUAGAGUUUGUCCAUGCUCACUUUGGAUAAAAUUAUUGAUACAUUCGACACAGGUCUGAGGUUGUUGUUCAAGCUCUCUUGGCCACGCGAAUGCACAGGAACUUUUGGAGAUCGGACCGUGCUUUUGGCAGUAUUCCCACAGAUAUCUCCCUCACGACAUGGAUGAUAGGAGCUUUAAAUUUUGCGUGAGAGACAAAUUUGCUUUGAAGCGUGCCUGUACAAAUUUUAGAUGUGACCAUUGCGCAGGCUCUUAUACGGGCGAAGGCCAAAAAUGGAUGGACAAUAUCUAUGAAGAAGUCGAGUCGUACUGUGACAUGUGGCAUAGAUGUUCUUGUUAUAUUCAUGAGACUGCUUAUAUGACAUCGAAAAACUCUCCCAAGUAAUGUCACCAAGUGGAG